Molecule: messenger RNA, 1389 nt
Organism: Trichoplax adhaerens
Lineage: Eukaryota; Metazoa; Placozoa; Uniplacotomia; Trichoplacea; Trichoplacidae
Exons: 7
Coding region: 1-1389 (462 amino acids)
Biological process (GO): tRNA processing
Molecular function (GO): ATP binding; ligase activity, forming carbon-nitrogen bonds
Source: RefSeq, a predicted model, not a curated record
AUGCAAAAAUUUAUCGAGGUUGUAGAAAGAUACGGAUUGACUCCAUCAACACCUGUAGCACUAGCAGUAUCUGGUGGUGUUGAUAGUAUUUCUCUUUGUGUAUUGGCUAGACAAUACUUUCAGAAAUUAUUUGCAAUCACUGUUGAUCACCGCUUACGUGCAGAAAGUUCACAAGAAGCUCAAAAUGUCAAUGAAAUAUUGGAUAAACUAAACAUUCCGCACAAGAUAGUGUCAUGUAAUUGGAAUCAAGAAGUAAAUUUUCGUAAAGUACAAGAAUUAGCUAGGCUAAAGCGUUAUAGGCUGUUAGGGGAAGAAUGUCAAAACCAAAAUAUUCAAUAUUUACUAACUGGUCAUCACUUAAAUGAUCAAAUAGAGACAUUUAUCUUUCGGUUAUCUUGCAAAAGUGGCAUAGACGGAUUAUCAUGCAUGAAACUUUCUCAAAAUUUGCGAUUACAUUUUCCACCUAUAACGCUUAUUAGGCCUCUAUUAUCCUUUCAAAAGACACAACUACAAGAAGUAUGUCAUCAAAACAAGGUCAUUUGGAUCGAGGAUCCGUCCAAUAUGUCAUUGAUGUAUAAACGAAAUCAGAUUAGACAAGGACUAGCAGCAUUACAAAAUAGCUCCAAGAAUAUUUCUUUAACAACUCUGGUCGCAAGCUCAAUUGAAAGUUUCAAAGAAACUGGUUCUAUUCUCAAUAGGAGGGUUAUAAAUCAUAUUCAAGGCAGUUGCGAGAUAAAUCACGACUGGAUAUUUGCCACAGCCCAUCUGAAUAACCUUCUAAAUGAAGAAAAUUAUAUAGUCAGACGUUCUUUGUCAAGACUUUGCCAAUAUAUUGGAGGCCAAACGUAUCCACCGCUGCUGGAGUCGGUGAUAAAAUUACAUAUGGAACUAAAGAGAAUUCUUACUAUGGACAUUGCUAAUGACAAUAAAGAGUGUUAUGUCAAGAGUAUAGCUGGCUGCGUGGUGUUUUGUAUUAAUGAUACAAAAAGGAAAUACUUUACAAAAUCUAAAAAUGCAUCUACAAUUGUUAUUAUCAUCAGUAGACAACCUCAGAAAAUCUCUAUGAUUCCAAUAUUUGAUGGCGUCAAUCUCUGGUGGGAUAACCGAUUUCUCAUAAAUUAUCAAUAUAAAGAUAACAGAUCGUCUGAUCCUCAAGAUUUGUUUGUAAGACACAUGCAAUUUUCAGAUUUUUCCUUGAUUAAGAAAUCCCCAAAUCGUUCGUCCAUUUCGAAUAUUCAUUUUAGAUGUAGACUUGGACUACCAGUCAUUAUAACUGUAAAUAAUCAAGUCGUCUCAAUUCCACACUUUAAGUAUAAAGAUACUGCAUAUUUUCGAUCGCGAGAUACCGAAUUUUAUUUUCAAUCUUAUUUAAAGCAUGAGUUAUUAUAA